Molecule: messenger RNA, 4483 nt
Organism: Paramuricea clavata
Lineage: Eukaryota; Metazoa; Cnidaria; Anthozoa; Malacalcyonacea; Plexauridae
Source: the annotation of a GenBank genome assembly
UAGAACGAACGGUGAACCAACAAAACUUUGAUGAAAAUGGAUAUGGAAAUUACGUCAGGUGGGACAACGAGUACCGCACCUCAAAAAAUGACCCCAGAUCUAAGAGAGCGGCGCUUAUCAUUCACAAAUACACGAAGUCUGCCACGCCCAAAAUGGUCAACUACAUUACGAGGUAUCUGGAGAGUUUCCGAAUCCAUUACGUAAUCACCCGAACUGAUGACCGAUUACUUGUCGAUCUAAAAUAUGAAAUGACAAAAGAUGCGAACAAGGCGAAAUAUUCCUUGAUUAUUUUCUACGAGUUUCAGACAUUUCUAUCGCUUAGUCGUUUAGCCAGAGACGUUAUCGACAAUUACUGCGCGAAAUUUAAAGCGGGACAAAUUUUCUUCGCCGGAAAUAAUUACGGUAAAAUUUCAGAAUUUAAUUUGGAGAUAAAACGAGUGGAAAAGAACAAAGCUCAAAGUUUGCGAGUCAAUCCUGACUCGAACAUUUUAUGGAUUACAAAACCGGGUGUUGAGACUGCGAAGCCGUCUAGGACACGUUUGACGUACCUUCGGGUUUUCCCGUUCGAUGAUCGGUACGAGACGGUAGCUUAUCUCGUCCCUACGCGCGGCGUGGAAGAAACGCGGGCUGAUGUGCGAGGCGGAGAUACGAAAGUCGCAAUGCUAUUGGACAACGGGAGAAAGGGGGGAAUCAAAAGAAUUUUUACGACACUUAAUUCAGCGUUCUUUCUACAUGGAUUGCUUUUCUUGGACGCUUUGAAGUAUCUGUCUGUUCUGCCGCCCAAAUAUACGUUACAGAGAUACAUUCAAGUUGACAUUGAUGAUAUCUUUAUUGGAAAAAGUGGACUAAGGCUGAAAAAAACUGAUGUGAAGGUGAAGAAUUUUUUGGUAUUUUUCCGAAACACGAUGUCAUUGUGGCAUCACCUUAGUAUACUGUAUAUGUAUGCACGAACUUGCGGUUUGAGUUUGACAGCUGAGCUCUGUGGCUGGUUAGAUCGCUGCGCUGGAAACGAUUCCUGCCAUGGUGUAUACUGAGUUGCAUAUUUCGCAACAGCUCCUGGUUAGGUCUAAUAAAAGUAUAAAAUCUACACCAAGAUGGUAUAGUGUAUUUAAAUAGUACAACUGUUUCCUAUUAUUCCUAACUUCCGAAGUAAUGUUCAUGCCCAUGUUAUGAACUUGGGCGUUCUCCCUCGCAGAAUCACUGCCUCAUAAUGAAUUGCUCAUACAAUAUAUAUGUUAAAGUCAGAUCAAAUGCGGACUGUAUGAAAAUAUCACGCAAUGUUUUCGUUUAUCGCGAAAAGUUUUACUGUGGGACAUGACAUUUUAACAAGGAGAACUCGUCCCGCUUUGACUUCCCCGGCCCCACUUGUACACCCCUGGAAAACGGAACAAUAUUUUAAAUAUUCUGGAACCAUGUUUAUAGCAAGUACGUUUUCCUUCUCCUGUUUAGGAAUUACUUCAAACCCAGAAGUUCUUGCAAAGAAAGAUUCCAGGUUUUCAGUUUCAGAUUGGUUUUAGUGGCAAGGGUUAUGGUAGGGGAUCUGAGGCUGAGGAUGAAGGAGAUGACGAACUUAUUGCGCAUUCGUCGUCAUUUUCUUGGUUUUGUCAUAUGUGGGAUCAUGAACAAGCUCACAAGUUUGAUAACUUAACUAUACUUACCAACUUGAUGGAGAAAAAUAAGAGAUUCGCAAAGGUACUGUACUAAUAUUUUGUUCAAGUACUUAUCAGAUGAAAUCAUAGAGGAUUUUGACACGAUAUUUUUGCAUUUUUUAACCUGGAUUUAGACCAGGGGUUUAAGUAUUCCGCAGGCACGCAAGGUUUUCUUACAAAGCAUUCUUCGAUACGUUUAUAAUUUCGUUAACCUUUGUCUAGAAAACAGUUCUUAUUAAUAUUAUUAAGUUUUCCUUUCCAAGUCUCUUUGUGUAAGGAAGGGCCUUAGGGGGUAGAAUGGUAGCUGGAUUUGCCUACCUGGAUUUGGAUCACAAGAAUAAGAUAUAGGAAAUUGAAAAUCAGUCCAGCUAUAGAGUGACUAGAUUCAGAUUUACACACCCUGAAUUAAAACUGUACCAAUCAAUAUUCAGGUGUAAAAGCUAUCCAUGCCAGGUAUUUGGCUUUGGCAAUUCAUAAAGCACGUUUUAAAUUAAACUUGCAUGCCUUUUAUGUAUUUGAAUCGCGCGCAAGACAAUUUUGUGCGCUACUGUACAUGACAAGAACAGUUUUUAUGCAUUCUGGAGUUUAAUUAAUUUAAAGAAACAUUUUAGUGCUGAAGAAAUCAGACCACCCUUCCUUCAUUAUUCAUAUUCACAUAAAUUUUCAUAACAGUUGCAGCAUUUUCCGUUAAAUGACCAUUUGCAAAUCGUCUACUUUUUUAUACACUCUGUAUAAUUGACAUAAAGUCUGCUUCUUACUUUAAUGCAGUAUUUGCUCUUUAGAAACACAAAAUUGCAAUAAACAGCGGCUAUGCAGUCAGUUCGCAUCAUUCGGGUGUAUACCCCGUACAGGAAUCUCUUUACCAAGCUUGGAGAAAUGUUUAUGGCAUUAGUGUUACAUCGACAGAGGAAUAUCCAAAUCUUAAACCUGCUUGGCGGAGAAAAGGAUUUCAAUAUAUGGGAAUUAAGGUAAAGGAAACUUACAAUCAAAUGCAAUACUAGUGAAAUUGUUAUACGAAGACGGUGUGAAAUGUGUCGAGGGCAUGAGUAAUAAAGAUUGUGUCUUCAUCACCCUUUCGACCUGGGUUAUUUUCCUGGAACAAGCAGUUAUCUAAUUAAACAACUUGUGGUUGCAAUUUCGAAUAAUGCGACCGUAGCGUCAACCGUUCAGUGAAGAUGGGAUUCAGUAAUUUUCCAAGACUUUUUAGUAAAUUUCGUUGCAAAUCAUUCAAGAAGAAAAGACUUUUUUCCGUUUUUGAGAUGGCCGCCAAACAUAUCAAUUUAAUAUCAAAUAUAUAGUUCUUUAUUUACAUUGUAUAUAAUAUAUGCUUUAAUUUAAAGUAAACGUGGUUGAGUAAUUUCAGCAGAAACGAAAGCAAAAUAUAGCUAUACAGAGUAUAUAGACUUCCAAGGACCUCUGGUGAUACCCAAGGGCUAUAAAAACUUCUAAGAUUUUUACAGUGUUCUGGCCCGUAAAUUUUUAAAGGUUAUGUUAGUUGAUCUUACUGAUUUGCUUCCCAAUGCAGGUGGUGCCAAGACAAACGUGCAAUAUUUUCACCUCGACAAACUUUUUCCGAGAAAUUGAAGGUGGUAAGCCAACAUUAGAUCACACGGUGGAAGGUGGAGAGAUUUUUGAAACAGUAUUGAGAAACCCGGUAAGAUUUUUAAAUAAUAUAGAACAAAUACCAAAUGGGGUAAAAAUUGUGUAAUGUACACAGUACAUUAGUUUGAUAAAGUAUCGCUAAAAGUUAGAAGAAAGUCACUUAAUAAAAGAAAAGUCUUAAACGUGGUUCAGAAUACAUGUAUUGAUCAGGUUUACUUUGAGAAGAAAGGUACAAUGGUUGAAGUGAGGACGAAUGCGGUCAGGAUACAAAAAUGAAAUGGUGGGGAUAAGAAGAAUGAGUAAAUGAAAAAGGAAAAAUUGCAACAAAUAAUGAAAGAAAAAUGUUUGAAUGUUUGACAACCAAAAAUCAUAACACAACAUAUUUUACACUAUAGCUACUUUCACACUGAUUUUUCAAAGCUACGAUAUAAAGACAACUUUUUCUUAUUUACAAUAAACUUUUGCAGGUUUCGAUCUUCAUGACGCAUAUGACGAACUACGCCAACGACAGAGUCGCUCCAUAUUUGUUCAAGAAAUUGGUAAAAUUUGUCCAACGUUGGACCAACUUGAAGCUGAUGUCGGCGCCACCCAAGAAGUUAGCUGACAUCCACUUUAGGAUUUUCCCUGACGAAGUCACACCAGUGUGGCAAGUGAGUGAUGUAUUGUGUUAUUGUUUGUAAGACUUAAGGCAUUGGGUAUUGUUAGUGGAAUUUGAGGGUUCGUAGAUAUGGUAUAUGGAGUUUGAGGCGUUUGGGGGUUCAUUCUCUGUCUUAAGAUAUUCUCGAGAACAAAGAUAAAAAAUUUGCAGUCUAUUUAAUUAUAUCUUGAGGCAUGUUUACGAGGCAUUACAUGUAAUAUUCCUGGAUUAUUUACUAAUUCACAGAUAAAUGGAAUGUUUUAUAGUUAUUUAGCCACGGUUUUGCCUACAGAUGACACUUUUCAUUUUUUUAUAUUGCUCUAACCAUAUUAAAGAGCACCUUAAAAUAAAGCUUUAUUUUGAUGUUUUAGAAUCCCUGCGAUUACAACCGUCAUUUAGCAAUCUGGCCUAUUGAUAAGAGUUGUUCCCGCCUUCCAUCUCUGCUGGUCAUGGGUCCACCGCAUGGCGGUCACGAAUUGUUAGGCAAAUUCUUGCAAGUACAUCCUAGGAUGAAGGGGGCAGAACAGGAUAGUAAUGGAUACGUAGAGACAAACUUCUUCAGUAGCGACAACUACCUGAAAGGUCUAGACUGGUA